Molecule: messenger RNA, 276 nt
Organism: Trichoderma citrinoviride
Lineage: Eukaryota; Fungi; Ascomycota; Sordariomycetes; Hypocreales; Hypocreaceae
Exons: 3
Coding region: 1-276 (91 amino acids)
Source: RefSeq, a predicted model, not a curated record
AUGGAGGAACGGAGAGCGGAAUGUCUGUCCGUAUAUGGCAAAGAAAUUGCCAAGCCUGCGAACCCCCCUCCUCUCAAGCAUCGGUUCUUAACAUCUGGCCACUCAAGAAGGUACUCGUCAUCCGCAGAAAGUUAUACUAACUUUGAAGUUCUCAAUCGAUAUGCACAUAAUGCCGGGCGCGUCACGGUUCUUCGGAGUGAUUUGCGGUUCCUCAAGGCUCGGAUGCAGAACCCUUCUUUGAAGGCAUCCCUGAGCGAGGCUUCCAAUGGUCACUAG